Messenger RNA from Tremella mesenterica DSM 1558, 1362 nucleotides. RefSeq lists its product as uncharacterized. NCBI's taxonomy places the organism in Eukaryota, Fungi, Basidiomycota, Tremellomycetes, Tremellales, Tremellaceae. The transcript has 4 exons. The record is from RefSeq and is a predicted model, not a curated record. The coding region runs from base 1 to 1362 and encodes 453 amino acids.
AUGAUUCCUAGACCCAUCACUCGACAUAUACCAUCAAUAUUCCUACGUCAUCCUAUCCGAUCCAUCUUAUUCUUCCUGACAUUCAUCGGUCUUCUCAUCUUAUCUACCAACAAACCAGAUCCGACAAGUAACAAAUUCCAAUUCCCUUCAUUAUUUCCUUCUCGUUACCCUCCUCCAACUAGUUCUUCACUCUUGACCAACCGAGUUUUGUCAAAAUUACCACUUUCUUUCCGACAACAUUGUCCUAGACAAGCAUAUGAUCCAGUUUAUCCUUCUCCCGCUCUCACAUCUUCACAGGAACGACGCUAUGACCAUCUUCGUAAACCCUACAUACCAGGUCGAACAACCUCCAAAUACAUGUUCGUCACUCUCACCAGAGAGAUACAAUCUCAAUUACCGGAUUUACUCAACACUUUAGUUUUACUCACUUCAUUCCUUGGUCCGGAUAGAGUUUCAUUCUCCAUACUCGAAGGACCUUCCGAUGAUUGUACACCUCAAGUGUUGGAGGAAGUCCUUUCAGCAACUUUGUUAGAAAUGGGAGUUCCGAGAAAGGAGAUACAUCUAAAAACGAGGGAAGAGAAGAUUGAUUUCACCAAUGUGAACAGGAUAGAAACUCUGGCGGGAUUAAGAAACAGAGCUCUGGGACCACUUUUUGAGGAAAAAGUGGAAGAUGUGGUGGCGGUGGUCUUCUUCAAUGACGUCUUUCUGAGAGUGGCGGAUGUAUUGGAGAUUCUACAUCAACAUGUCAAGGCGGGUGAAGAAAGUGGUUUGGAAAGUGGGAUAACAGCAGCGAUGGAUUACUGGCAGAAACGUCCGGAGUAUUAUUAUGAUAUCUGGGUGGGACGGACUUACGACACAGGUGAUCUAUUCUACCCCAUCUCCAACCCUUGGUGGUCCCCAUCUUCCGACCUCUUUCACAAUACCACUUCCAAAUCAGCAUAUCAAACCCUUCAACCAUUCCCAGUGUUCUCAUCAUGGAACGGACUCGUUGCCAUGUCUCCCAUACCUCUUCUCCAAGGGGUCCGUUUCAGACGAGGUGACAAGGAAAAAGAAGAAUGUGCAGCUAGUGAAUGUACUCUGAUAGCUUGUGAUUAUUGGAAAUUCGGUUGGGGAAGAGUACAGGUGGUUCCUUCUGUUCAGUUGGCAUAUGAGAAAAAAGUGGCGUUGGAGAUCAGGGAAGAUCUUCAAAAACAACAAGAUUCUCUAGGAUGGACUGACGGUGUGCCUCCCCGGCAAUUAGAUACUGUUGUUCAAUGGCCGGACGGACCCCCGAAACAAGUUCGAUGUCAUCCAUGGCCGGAGAUCAAUGGACUCAAUGCGAAUGUAUGGGAACAGACCAAAUGGGUGGAUCCUUGGGUUUGA